Messenger RNA from Cydia amplana, 2295 nucleotides. RefSeq names its product DNA replication licensing factor Mcm7 (gene Mcm7). Bases 60 to 2219 code for a protein of 719 amino acids. Gene Ontology annotation, molecular function: ATP binding; single-stranded DNA helicase activity; single-stranded DNA binding. The record is from RefSeq and is a predicted model, not a curated record. Gene Ontology annotation, cellular component: MCM complex; nucleus. Gene Ontology annotation, biological process: DNA strand elongation involved in DNA replication; DNA replication; double-strand break repair via break-induced replication. The transcript has 16 exons. Lineage: Eukaryota; Metazoa; Arthropoda; Insecta; Lepidoptera; Tortricidae.
UUACUGCCGGCUAAAUACUUCUAAUCUUUUAAUAAAACGUUAAUUCUCUCAAGAUUACAAUGGCUAUGCGAGAUUACGCUGCAGACAAAGAAACACUGAAGAACUUCUUCGUUGAUUUCUGCCAGACCGAUGACGAGGGGCAUAAGCUCUUUAAAUAUGCUGAACAACUCACUAGAGUCGCUCACAGGGAACAGGUGGCAUUUACUGUGGAGCUGGAUGACCUGCACGAAACAAAUGAGGAUCUGGCUGAGGCGGUGCGCCAGAACACGCGUCGGUACACGAGCAUGGUGUCGGAUGUAGUGUAUGAAAUGCUACCGGACUACAAACACAGAGAGGUUACUGCUAAAGAUGCAUUAGAUGUAUAUAUUGAGCACCGCAUUGUGCUGGAGGCAAGGAACCACCGGAUCCCAGGGGAGAUGAGGGAUCCCAGGAAUCGGUACCCUCCAGAGCUGAUCAGACGAUUUGAAGUGUACUUCAAAGAUCUGUCUAGUGCCAAAUCUGUACCAAUUAGAGAAGUAAAGGCUGAACAUAUUGGUAAAUUGACAACAGUAAGAGGCAUAGUGACUCGUUGCACGGAAGUGAAGCCGCUGCUGGUGGUGGCCACGUACUCGUGCGGCGCGUGCGGCGCCGAGACGUACCAGCCGGUGCGCGCGCUGCACUUCACGCCGCCGCCCGCCUGCGCCGCCGACGCCUGCCGGCUCAACAACGCCGCCGGGCAGCUGCACCUGCAGACGCGCGGCUCGCGCUUCCAGAAGUUCCAGGAGAUCAAGAUACAGGAACAUUCGGAGCAGGUGCCGGUGGGUCACAUCCCUCGGCAGCUGGCGGUGUACUGCCGCGGCGAGCAGUGCCGGCGCGCGCAGCCCGGCGACCACGUGGUGGUCACCGGCGUCUUCCUGCCGCUGCUGGGCGCCGGCUUCCGCCAGAUCACGCAGGGGCUGCUCUCCGAUACAUACCUCGAGGCGCACGGCGUGACGUGCGUGAACGCGAGCGACGAGUGCGAGAGCGCAGAGGCGCUGUCCGAGGAGGAGCUGGCCGAGCUGGCGGAGGAGCAGCUGUACGCGCGCAUGGCGCGCUCGCUGGCGCCCGAGAUCUACGGCCACGAGGACGUCAAGAAGGCGCUGCUGCUGCUGCUGGUCGGUGGCGUCGACAGGCGGCCGAACGGUAUGAAGAUCCGCGGCAACAUCAACAUCUGCCUGAUGGGCGACCCGGGCGUGGCCAAGUCGCAGCUGCUCAACUACAUCGACCGCCUGGCGCCGCGCAGCCAGUACACCACCGGCCGCGGCUCCUCGGGCGUCGGCCUCACUGCCGCCGUCAUGAAGGAUCCGUUUACAGGCGAGAUGAUGCUGGAAGGCGGCGCGCUGGUGCUGGCCGACCAGGGCGUGUGCUGCAUCGACGAGUUCGACAAGAUGGCCGACGCCGACCGCACCGCCAUCCACGAGGUCAUGGAGCAGCAGACCAUCAGCAUCGCCAAGGCGGGUAUAAUGACGUGCCUGAACGCGCGCGUGUCGAUCCUGGCGGCCGCGAACCCCGCCUACGGCCGCUACAACCCCAAGCGCAGCGUCGAGCAGAACAUCCAGCUGCCCGCCGCGCUGCUCUCGCGGUUCGACCUGCUGUGGCUCAUCCGCGACCAGCCUAAUCGCGAGAAGGACCUGGAGCUAGCGAAGCACAUCACGUACGUGCACCAGCACGGCGCGCAGCCGGCGGCGCAGACGCGCGCGCUGCCCAUGCGGCUCGUGCGCCGCUACGUGGCGCUCGCGCGGCGCAAGCAGCCCGUCGUGCCGCGACACCUCGCAGACUACAUCGUCUCGUCGUACGUGGAGCUGCGGCGGGAGGCACGCAACGCGCGCGACGUCACCUUCACCUCUGCAAGGAACUUGCUGGCAAUCCUGCGCCUCUCCACCGCUCUAGCCCGUCUCAGAUUGUCGGACGUAGUAGAAAAAGAAGAUGUUUCAGAAGCCAUCCGCCUCGUGGAGAUGUCUAAACAGUCACUACAGCAUGUUGACGAAAAUUUCCAAAGGGGCAUCAGCUCGACGGACCGCAUCUUCGCGGUGGUGCGCGACCUGGCCGGCGCCAGCCAGACCGUGAAGAUCGCCGACGUCAUAGAGCGCUGCGUCGACAAGGGGUUCAAACCCGACCAGGUGGAGGCGUGCAUCGAGGAGUACGAGAACCUGAACGUGUGGCAGGUCAACCAGGUGCGCACCAAGAUCACCUUCAUGUGAUCUGGGAGUCCCCUAAUGUUACAUUACGAGUACCUUUUAUAUUACCCACCAAGUUAUUUUCGUUGCAUUUAAAUUG